Funneliformis caledonium is the source of this 148-nucleotide messenger RNA. The record is from the annotation of a GenBank genome assembly. NCBI's taxonomy places the organism in Eukaryota, Fungi, Glomeromycota, Glomeromycetes, Glomerales, Glomeraceae.
AUUACUUCAUUUGGAGCCAGGGACGAUCUCCACCACCACCAGGGACGAUCUCAUUUUAAUUGGUAUCUCCCCUUACUUAGCUUGGACAUUUGCAUUGCAAGGGGAGAUAAUGUUUGGUUUUUGUUGGUUUUUAGUAUACUCAUAUGAG